Pisolithus orientalis is the source of this 1073-nucleotide messenger RNA. RefSeq lists its product as uncharacterized. The coding region runs from base 7 to 624 and encodes 205 amino acids. The record is from RefSeq and is a predicted model, not a curated record. The transcript has 2 exons. NCBI's taxonomy places the organism in Eukaryota, Fungi, Basidiomycota, Agaricomycetes, Boletales, Pisolithaceae.
GCAACAAUGGUAGGUAGAGAUGGAUUUAGAUUAGAUGUAGACAACGUGGUAAGAAUCGUACCUGCCGCAAUCCCCAGCUCAAGCCCUGCCAACGUCGUCCAGAUUCGGGCAUCAUCACCAUGGCAUGUUCAACCUAUUGAGGCAUCGGAUACUAGUUGCCUGCCUCAGCGACCUGUAGCGAUGUGGCAUUUUCGACUGGCAGUGUUGUCCUGCCUGACAUUGAGGCGAAGUCGAGCCGUGGAAGCUAUGCUUCAAGUUCGGUCACCGUUACUUUCUCUCGCAGAGAAAAUCGAAUCUUUUUCUUCCGGGCUCCCAACAUGGCCAUUAUCACCCUCCGCUUGUGCCGCUCAGCCGCUUAUGUACGUCCACAGACACAGCUACGUGGAGGCGUGUAAUUCCGCGCGAGGGAUGAUCAUUCUUUUUCCACCAACUAUGGCUGACAAGUACAAUUCUGCACCCUUCGGUCGUCGAAUAAAAUGGAUCAUAGUGAUACCGUGCGGUCCUGGGGUACCCCGAAGGGCGUAUCAUUAUUGGUGUCUGUGGAGCUCUUCUAGGUCUUAUCAAACCUUCACCACUCCGGAAGGCCAGUCUACAUGUAUCCUUUUCUGGGAGACCAGGCGUUGAGCCUUGUGUCCGGCGAGCCUGUGACGAAUUCUCCCGCAAAGCCACACAAAGUGACAAAUGUCAUAGUUCGGUGAUACCAGGGAGUUAUGAGCGUAUGCCCUCAAAUAACGCUCCAAACCCUACCUGCUAUCGUGAUAGUUGACUCCGCUUUGCGGGGAUUUGCGCAAUGUGUCAACGAUAGUGGAGUCGUGGACGUGGCUCCCUUACCAAAAGCAGUUUCUAGGACGUCCUCGUGAAUGGAAUUGGGAGUUUUCAAUUUGCGAUGCCCCUUCCUUAUGUCAUUCUCCUACCUCCAGGGGUAAAGCUGAUCAUCGCAAAUCAAACAAAUGGUACAGGGGCACAAAUAUUGAUGAGACCACAUGAAACCCUCUGUCCACGAGAUCUCAACACAGACACAGACACAAGCAACUAAUCGUGAUGCCAUCAUUGCCCCGUGCACGUUCACCCUA